AUGGAGGAUGGAGAGGGAAGCAGGGAGGGUGAAAAGGGAAGUAGGGGGCUUGAAGAGGGAACUAUGGACGGAGGGAGAAGUAUGGAGGAUGGAGGGUGGAGUAUAGAGGAUGGAAAGGGAAGUAGGGAGGGUGGAGAGGGAAGUAGGGAGAAUGGAGGGGGUACUACGGAGGAUGGAGAGGGAAGUAGUGAGGGUGAAGAGGGGAGAAGGGAGCAUGGAGAGGGAACUAUGGAGGGUGGAGGGAGAAGUUUCGAGGAUGGAGAGGGAAGUAGGGAGUGCGGAGACGGAAGUAGGGAGGAUGGAGAGGGAAAUAGGGAGUAUGGAAGGCGAACUACGGAGGAUGGAGUGAGAAGUAUGGAGGAUGGUGAGGGAAGUAGGGAGCAUGGAGGGAGAACUACGGAUGAAUGA
Messenger RNA from Haliotis rufescens (red abalone), 408 nucleotides. RefSeq lists its product as uncharacterized. The transcript has a single exon. Lineage: Eukaryota; Metazoa; Mollusca; Gastropoda; Lepetellida; Haliotidae. The record is from RefSeq and is a predicted model, not a curated record. The coding region runs from base 1 to 408 and encodes 135 amino acids.